AUGGUUCUGGUGGGGGAUGUGAAGGACCGCGUGGCCAUCCUCGUGGAUGACAUGGCUGACACGUGUGGUACCAUCUGCCAUGCUGCUGAUAAACUGCUCUCAGCUGGGGCCACUAAAGUUUAUGCUAUCCUUACUCAUGGGAUCUUCUCUGGGCCAGCUAUAUCCAGAAUCAAUAAU
Molecule: messenger RNA, 177 nt
Organism: Urocitellus parryii (Arctic ground squirrel)
Lineage: Eukaryota; Metazoa; Chordata; Mammalia; Rodentia; Sciuridae
Source: RefSeq, a predicted model, not a curated record